Callorhinchus milii (elephant shark) is the source of this 2153-nucleotide messenger RNA. It is a transcript of the gene slc6a1b, whose product is annotated as solute carrier family 6 member 1b. NCBI's taxonomy places the organism in Eukaryota, Metazoa, Chordata, Chondrichthyes, Chimaeriformes, Callorhinchidae. Bases 30 to 1082 code for a protein of 350 amino acids. Gene Ontology annotation, molecular function: gamma-aminobutyric acid:sodium:chloride symporter activity. The record is from RefSeq and is a predicted model, not a curated record. Gene Ontology annotation, biological process: sodium ion transmembrane transport; neurotransmitter transport. Gene Ontology annotation, cellular component: cell surface; plasma membrane; axon. The transcript is spliced from 9 exons.
UGUAUUUCUCGGCCACGUACCCCUAUGUGAUGCUGAUGAUUCUCUUCUUCCGCGGAGUGACGCUGCCCGGGGCUCACGAAGGCAUUUUGUUCUACAUCACUCCUGACUUCAGCCGCCUGUCCGACUCCGAGGUGUGGCUGGACGCAGCGACUCAGAUCUUCUUCUCCUAUGGUUUGGGGCUCGGCUCGUUGGUGGCUCUCGGGAGUUACAAUCCAUUCCACAACAACGUUUACAGGGACGCCGUUAUCGUGUGCUGCAUAAACUCCACCACCAGCAUGUUUGCCGGCUUUGUCAUCUUCUCCAUCGUGGGCUUCAUGGCCAACGUGACCCACAGGUCCAUCGCUGAUGUGGCAGCCUCAGGUCCCGGCUUGGCGUUCCUAGCUUAUCCUGAGGCUGUGACACAGCUGCCGGUUUCUCCUCUCUGGGCCAUCCUCUUCUUCUCAAUGUUGCUGAUGCUUGGGAUCGACAGCCAGUUCUGUACGGUGGAAGGAUUUAUCACUGCGUUGGUGGACGAGUUUCCGAGUGUGCUUCGAGGGAGAAGAGAAAUCUUCAUUGCGGGGGUCUGUGUGGUCUCCUAUCUGAUAGGUCUGUCCAACAUCACCCAGGGUGGUCUGUAUGUCUUUAAACUUUUUGACUACUACUCAGCUAGUGGGAUGUCUUUGCUCUUUCUUGUUUUCUUUGAGACCAUCUCAAUAUCUUGGUGCUACGGAGUCAAUAGGUUCUAUGACAAUAUGGAGGAGAUGGUCGGGCACAAACCCUGCGUCUGGUGGAAGCUUUGCUGGUCUUUCUUCACUCCGGUCAUCGUGGGGGGCGUGUUCCUCUUCAGUGCUGUGCAGAUGACGCCGCUCACCAUGGGCAGCUAUAUCUUCCCCAAGUGGGGCCAGGGUGUGGGCUGGUGCAUGGCUCUCUCCUCCAUGUUGCUGAUCCCAGGUUACAUGGGAUACUUGUUCCUGGUCUCCAAGGGCUCCUUAAAGCAGCGCCUGCGACUGAUGACCCAGCCGACGUUAGGUAGCAAACACCAGGAGAACGGGCCCGAGCAGCCAGAGCGCGGCACCACACCCACAGAGGAGGCGUAUAUUUAGCUUAUUUAUUGUCCGUCGAGGUACUAAUACUGGCACCAGCCAGGAAGUGUGAGACCAAGGACUAGAGUUACUGUAUCGUGCACCUCCCUCCUCCCCUCCCUCCGAUAUAACAAAGCCACGUGUAAGGCUCUCAGCCUCUUUUGAUGUGCCUCAGUGUCCCGCAAUUUGGCGACGGCUGAAUUUUCCUAUGUUUCGCAUCAAAAGAGGUCGACUGUUAGUGUUUGUAAACUGCCCGUUUCUCCCUCAGCAGCAGCUCACCCUUACUCCGCACCACCCUAUUAUGGUUUUCUUUCUGCAAUAAAAUUAUAAAUUCUUCUAACAGCCCUUCUCCACUUUACCCCCCACCCCCCAGGUCGGUCAAUCACCCCCAAACAUGUGUGGUUUUUUCCCACCCCUCAAAUGACUCCCCCCACCCCACCCCCGUCUCAUUUUGGGCCUGAAAAUACAGUAACUACACUUUAAUCAUGUGACGUUGUGAAACUCAGAGUGACCUCUUCAGUCACGGAGACUCACGAGAUUACAGUGUAGUGACUGUGUAUUUUCAGGCCCAAAUUCGACUCAGUCUCAGCCCAUGGGACCACAUAACAGGGCUUAGAAUUGUUGCCAAUUCUUACACUCAGUCUUAAUCCGAAUUGAGACCGGAUUUAAGGAUUUUCCGUAAUUCCGUUCAGUCUGCUAUGUUAUGGCUACAUUGUCUCUCAGCAAAGUUUGGGUGAGAUGUGAGGACAGGAGGUGUGAGGGAGAGCGAGAUACAGCCCAACACCCCCACCUGGCACUCAUACUCACAGCUCUGCUUCUCCUCCAGUUUCUAAACACAAACCACAGUCCGACUCCAAUACAAACUUCCUCGUCAGACCCUAAAAUCCUAACCAAUGGCUCCUCUGCUCUCAUCCCAUUUCAACAGGAAGCACAAAGCACAAUCCCAGCUCCAAAUACACCCCCACCAUCCAGCCCCCACCCGCAGCUUGCAACCCCACCCUGCAACCCUAGCUCCAGACCCUAACCCCUGCCCCCAGCCUGCAACCUACCUACCCAGCCCCAAACCCCAGUCCCAAACCUUAGCCCAGCUCC